Lutra lutra (Eurasian river otter) is the source of this 1828-nucleotide messenger RNA. RefSeq names its product heat shock factor protein 2-like. Bases 79 to 1686 code for a protein of 535 amino acids. The record is from RefSeq and is a predicted model, not a curated record. The transcript has a single exon. Gene Ontology annotation, biological process: regulation of DNA-templated transcription. NCBI's taxonomy places the organism in Eukaryota, Metazoa, Chordata, Mammalia, Carnivora, Mustelidae. Gene Ontology annotation, molecular function: sequence-specific DNA binding; DNA-binding transcription factor activity.
GCCGUCGCCACUACCGCUGCCGCUUCUGCUGCCGCCGUGUUCGGGUGUAGAAUUUGGAAUCCCUGCGUCUCGUUAACAAUGAAGCAGAGUUCGAACGUGCCUGCUUUCCUCAGCAAGCUGUGGACGCUGGUGGAGGAAACCCACACCAACGAGUUCAUCACCUGGAGCCAGAAUGGCCAGAGUUUUCUGGUUUUGGAUGAACAAAGAUUUGCAAAAGAAAUUCUUCCCAAAUAUUUCAAACACAAUAAUAUGGCAAGCUUUGUGAGGCAACUGAAUAUGUAUGGUUUCCGUAAGGUUGUGCAUAUUGACUCUGGAAUUGUAAAGCAGGAACGAGAUGGUCCUGUUGAAUUUCAGCAUCCUUACUUCAAACAAGGCCAGGAUGACUUGUUGGAGAACAUUAAAAGGAAGGUUUCUUCUUCAAAACCAGAAGAAAAUAAGAUUCGUCAGGAAGAUUUAACAAAAAUUAUAAGUAGUGCUCAGAAGGUUCAAAUAAAACAAGAAACUAUUGAGUCCAGGCUUUCUGAAUUAAAAAGUGAGAAUGAGUCCCUUUGGAAGGAGGUGUCAGAAUUACGAGCAAAACAUGCACAACAGCAACAAGUUAUUCGAAAGAUUGUCCAGUUUAUUGUUACGUUGGUUCAGAAUAACCAGCUUGUGAGUUUAAAACGUAAAAGGCCUCUACUUCUCAACACUAAUGGAGCCCAAAAGAAGAAUCUGUUUCAGCAUAUAGUCAAAGAACCAGCUGAUAAUCACCAUCAUAAAGUUCCACACAGUAGGACUGAAGGUUUGAAGGCAAGGGAGCGGAUUUCAGAUGACAUCAUUAUUUAUGAUGUAACUGAUGAUAAUGCAGAUGAAGAAAAUAUCCCAGUUAUUCCAGAAACUAAUGAGGACGUUAUAGCUGAUCCUUCCAACUGUAGCCAAUACCCUGAUAUUGUCAUUGUUGAGGAUGACGAUGAAGAUGAGUAUGCACCUGUCAUUCAGAGUGGAGAUCAGAAUGAACCAGCCAGAGAAUCACUAAGUUCAGGCAGUGAUGGCACCAGUCCUCUUAUGUCUAGUGCUGUCCAGCUAAAUGGCUCAUCUAGUCUGACCACAGAAGAUCCUGUGACCAUGAUGGAUUCCAUUUUAAAUGAUAACAUCAAUCUUCUGGGAAAGGUUGAGCUGUUGGAUUAUCUUGACAGCAUUGAUUGCAGCUUAGAGGACUUCCAAGCCAUGCUGUCAGGAAGACAGUUUAGCAUAGAUCCAGAUCUCCUGGUUGAUCUUUUCACUAGUUCUGUGCAGAUGAAUCCCACAGAUUACAUCAAUAAUACAAAAUCUGAGAAUAAAGGAUUAGAAACUACCAAGAACAAUGUAGUUCAGCCAGUUUCAGAAGAGGGAAGAAAAUCUAAACCCAAAACAGAUAAGCAGCUUAUCCAGUACACUGCCUUUCCACUUCUUGCAUUCCUCGAUGGGAACCCUGCUUCUACUGUUGAACAGGGGAGUACAGCAUCAUCAGAAGUUAUGUCCUCAGUAGAUAAACCCAUAGAAGUUGAUGAGCUUCUGGAUAGCAGCCUAGAUCCAGAGCCAACCCAGAGUAAGCUUGUUCGCCUGGAGCCAUUGACUGAAGCCGAAGCUAGUGAAGCCACACUGUUUUAUUUAUGUGAACUUGCUCCUGCACCUCUGGAUAGUGAUAUGCCACUUUUAGAUAGCUAAAUCCCCAGGAAGUGGACUCUACAUGUAUAUAUUCAUCAAAAUGAUGAACUAUUUAUUUUAAAGUAUCAUUUGGUACUUUUUUUUGUAAAUUGCUUUGUUUUGUUUAAUCAGAUACUGUGGAAUCAAAAGCACCUUUUGCUUU